AUGCACAGCGCGACCAGCCCCGCAGUCCGACUGAACCCGUACGCCCGGGAUUGGGCCCCCGCGGCCGCCGCAGGGCCUCCCGGCAGCGCUGCCGCGGACGCAACCGAGAUCCCCCUGCUCUCUUGGUUCCAGCGGGCCUGGAUGGAGGUGCGACAGAGCUACUACAACUACUGCUACUACUGGUACAUGUACCACUACGGCCGCUGCGAGGCGGAGCGGGAGAGGCACAACGCUUACAUGACCCCCCUGACUAUGGCUGCGUUCUGCGAGGCGCCUUCCCCACGAGAGGUCGCCACGGGCCCCGGUGCACCUGCGGCAGGCACGGAUGCCUCUGUACAGAACCCUCCCUGCAUUGAGCUUGCACCAUUGCACGGAACCAAGGAACAACAUUCCCUUCCUCCGUCCUUUCCUCAUCCCAAUUUGUUUUUGGGGAACAACAUGGCGGAUGGCAAACGCAUUGAAACGUGCCACUGCAGUCCAUCGGCGGUGUCUUCCUGCCUGCUCUGUGGGAAAGACGAUCACCUUUACACGGCCUGUCGACUUUUUGACGGCAAGACCGUGUGCUUCAUAAAUACCUCAGAUUUUACCGUUUAUGCCAUGCGGCACGAUCACUGGAUUGAGCGUGCCACAUUACGUGACAUCGCUGCGUUUGUUCGCCUUGCGAUGGGACUGACCUCGCCCCAGGCUUUCCUGCAGGUGGGUUCCCAGCAACUAACGUUGGAGGAUUAUCCGUCCGGCACACGCUGCUGCGAUUUACAGAUUCUUCCCGGGGUCGUCGUGGGUGUGUCAAGGCGCCAGGCGUCGCCCGGGACAAACACGGCACCGUCGCAGCGGCCUGAUGGGCGGCGCACGGCCAAGCGCGAGCGGGGGUCGCAGGAGGUCGCCUCCGACGAGGACGCAGCCGCGGUGGAGGAGGCGCUGGAUGCCUCCACCAUCGCAUGGGCGUCGGAACUCUCCGUCUCCCUCCCACUGUUGGAGCGCCAUCCGGGCGCCAGAGAUGACGCGGCGACAGAAAGCUUGACCGGGGGCACAGUGUGCGUCGGCGAGCAUGAGAACACUCCCGUGAGCAACGGAGGCGGCACCGCUCUGCCUUCCCCCGCGACGCCACGCGAGGGUGCAAGCGAUUUGGAAACCGCGUCUGUCAACGCGGCGGCGCCGGUGUCCACCGCUCCAGGUCCUGCCGUCGUCAAACCGCCUUCUUUUCACUCCUCCUCGAAAGAUUCCUUUGGGGCCUCAGAGAGGCGUAUCGACUGGGCAGCGGUGGUGCGCAAAGGGGGCCAUUGCAGGGAACCUCCGGUGGCUGACGCCACCGCAGAGUUGCCGGCAACACAGCAGUUUGCCGAGACAGAGCUUGCGCAGGCGACGCUCCCCACCGCGCCAGGCACGCUGGCAGCUGUGGCUGAGGCCCCAGACGCUGAGGCGUUGCGCCUGCGUCGCACGUUACACGUCAGAUUUCUACCCGUGCAGAUGUCUUUUAGGGAAAUACGGAAGCUGCUGUGGUCGUGUGGCGAGGUGUCGAAGGUGCGGCUGGUGAAGCCCCGCGCGACGACAAACCCGGGACGAAUGUUUUACGUGUGCUUUGUCGAGUAUGCCACAGACGAAGGCGCGAGGAAGGUGAAGGAGUUGCACGGUCGUCAUGUGGCGGACUCCUUUCGACUGGCCGUGGAGUGCAGCCGAAACCCGAUUCUCGGGGGCUACGUCACGGACCGCGACGCACACACGGGGAGGCCGUGCACAUUCGGUCUGAGCGAGUCUGAGAGGCUUGCCGUGGAGAGGCGUUACGCGGACGUGAGGGGCGGCGGCAGCGAAGCCGCCCGCCGUGACACCGGCGAAGUGUCGGACGGCGGCGCAAAGAAGUCCUCUCGCCGGCGGGGCGGACAACGACGGCGUGCCAAAGAGUCCCCGAAGGCACCCGUCAGCAUCACCAGUACCCCGAGCAGCGUCGGCGCCGGAGACGAGCGCGACAGCGCGGCUGUGCGUGACAAGGAGGACGGCAUUGGGCCGUACGCUCUUCAAAUUGUCGCUAAGGACGACCAUUCGCGGCGGCUUCGACAGGGCGCGAGUCUGCGUCGGGCGGACGCCGUCACUGGCGGCGGCGGCGGCGACAACGACGAGGCUCCCGCGGCGUUGGCCGCACACACUGCCCUAAGGACACGAGCGGCAGCGGCCGCGCUUCCACCUGUCGUGGGUCGUGACGUUGGUGGGAGCUGUGAACAGGCGCUGCGUGAGCGUUUGUGUGCUGCCACCUCCUGCUACGUGCAGCACACGACACCGCGGAACCUGUUUGAUGUCCUCAGUGUGUUGGAGGAAGCCAAGUGGUGCUCUGUCACCGUCAUGUUCCGCCUCUUCCUCGCGCGCUGCGAGGUGGCCUUGUUCCUUCACUACGUCCUUCCUCGAGCCUUGGAAAACGCCACUGUGGCUGCCACGCAAGCGGUGCAGUUGGGCAACAGCCUCACUCGGCUCUUGACGGAUGUCGGGGCGAAUGGUGAACGCUCUGCCCUCAUGUGGGGCGCUUUAUUUACCUCCGUCCCGCCGUCGCGACAACCGUUUCGAGUGCCGCGCGACGAUGCGGAAAACGGGGACGAGCCGCUGGGAAGCGGCAGGGACAUUGGGUGCUACCCGAGCUUUGAAAAGGUGCUGCACUUUGUGGAGCUGUUGCUGCAUAUCACUCUUUUGUUUGCUGACUUUCAGUGCAAGAACCGUCGGGAACACGCUGGGAGCGGUGUGGAUUGCGCCGCGCCGCCGACCACGACCUCGGCGGGAGUGGGCAGCGGGGGCUACAUUGCUGAGAAGCUCUUGGCAUGCGCUCGUCGUCUGCUGGUGCAGUUGCAGACUGGACUCGUCGGCGAGGAAGUGUUGGAUGCGUCCGCCGAGGUGCACGUGUGGCGCAGCAAAGUGUCCUGCGUCUUGCGCUUGCUGCCGCCGGAGCCUGGCUGGAGUGCCGGCUCUCUGCUGGACGCGCUUCUUCCAGGCAGAACGCAGCUGGCUGCCGCCGUACUGGCAACACAGACGGAGUUAAGUCUUUUCUAA
This is a messenger RNA of Trypanosoma conorhini, 3030 nucleotides long. RefSeq lists its product as uncharacterized. The record is from RefSeq and is a predicted model, not a curated record. NCBI's taxonomy places the organism in Eukaryota, Euglenozoa, Kinetoplastea, Trypanosomatida, Trypanosomatidae. Gene Ontology annotation, molecular function: RNA binding. The transcript has a single exon. The coding region runs from base 1 to 3030 and encodes 1009 amino acids.